Hyalella azteca is the source of this 2593-nucleotide messenger RNA. Its product is annotated as protein FAM177A1. NCBI's taxonomy places the organism in Eukaryota, Metazoa, Arthropoda, Malacostraca, Amphipoda, Hyalellidae. The record is from RefSeq and is a predicted model, not a curated record.
AGGCCUUACAGAGUUGUACAAAAAAAUAAUCAAGAAUUUAACUUAAGAUGAGUGAGGUAUUUUCCAGCGCUGCUGUUUCAGCAUGCCAAGAAAAGGAGAAUGUAUCCAUCAAUUUGGAGACAUUCCCAUCUCCUAAGAAAGUCUUGAAGCUCGUGGAGCCUGAAGAAUAUCCUCAAGAGCUGAAGGCCAUCAAAUUCAAAGUCUCUAUUGCUAAGUUAAUCAAUAUUGUUUAUUACAGGAGAAUGUAUCCAUCAAUUUGGAGACAUUCCCAUCUCCUAAGAAAGUCUUGAAGCUUGUGGAACCCGAAGAAUAUCCUCAGGAGCGGAAGGCCAUGAAAGCUCCUCGACGAGUACUGUACUUCAGUGAUGGUACGCUGGAGGAGUACAGCACCGACGACGAGCAGGACGACAUGUGCCGCACUCAUGCUGAAACAUCUCAGCUUGUAAAAGCUUCUGAGCUGUCUUGGAUUGGCUGGUUUGGAUACCAAAUGAUCACCACCAGCAGCCGGGCUCUGGCAGUCUGUGACUACCUUGGCGAGAACAUUGCCUACUACCUUGGCAUUACUGCACCCAAGUACCAGUAUGAGCUGGAGGAACAUCAGCGCUGCCUUAAAGAGGAGGAGGAGGAGCGGCGCCAGGCGGCAGAGGAGACGCAGGGCUGGGGGCACAGUCGUACAAAAUGAGCUCCCUGCUGAGCCAAGCUGAGGCCAGCCUGCAGGAAGAGGCCACAACUGAGGCCCCGUACGACGACCUCCCGCGCUACUGAGGCUCCAAGUCCUCACGAUUUUAUUAGACUUGAUGGCCUUUGGGUUUGAUGGCACUUGGACUUGAUGGCCUUUGGGUUUGAUGGCACUUGGACUUGAUGGCCUUUGGGUUUGAUGGCUCUUGGACUUGAUGGCCUUUGGGUUUGAUGGCUCUUGGACUUGAUGGCCUUUGGAUUUGAUGGCACUUGGUCUUGAUGGCACUUGGACUUGAUGGCCUUUGGACUUGAUGGCCCUUGGACUUGAUGGCACUUGGACUUGAUGGCUCUUGGACUUGAUGGCACUUGGACUUGAUGACCUUUGGACUUGAUGGCACUUGGACUUGAUGGCCCUUGGAUUUAAUGGCCCUUGGAUUUAAUGGCACUUGGGCCUGAUGGCACUUGGACUUGAUGGUCCUUGGACUUGAUGCCUUUGGGCUUGAUGGCACUUGGACUUCAUGGCACUUAGACUUCAUGGCAUUUGGACUUGAUGGCACUUGAACUUGAUGGCACUUGGACUUGAUGGCCUUUGGACUUGAUGGCACUUGGACUUGAUGGCCCUUGGACUUAAUGGCAUUUGGACCUGACGGCCCUUUGGACUUUAUGGCGCUUGGUCUUGAUGGUUCUUGGACUUGAUGGCUCUUGGACUUGAUGGUCCUUGGACUUGAUGCCUUUGGGUUUAAUGGCUCUUGGACUUCAUGGCAUUUGGACUUGAUGGCCUUUGGACUUGAUGGCACUUGGACUGGAUGGCACUUGGACUUAUGGCACUUGUACUUGAUGGCACUUUGAUUUGAUUACCCUUAGACUUGAUGGCCUUUGGACUUGCUGGCUUUUGGAUUUGCUGGCUUUUGGACUUGAUGUCCCUUGGACUUGAUGGCACUUGGACUUGGCCCUUUAACGACCACUCUUCAGAAGAGUGCAAAAUACCAUCUUGCUGAAAUGUAUUCAUUGAAAAAAUUUCACUGGUAAUAUAUUUGUCAAUCUGGUCAUAGCGCAGCGCAAAAUUAAAUGAGAUUUAUUUGUCCUAUUGAACAAAUGAUCUUCAUUCAUAAACUAGUAAUGUCAAAGGCAAAGUAUGCGUAGAGCUGGACGCUGAAGUGUUCAUGACAUAUGGGGGUUUUUACAUGUACAUUUUUCACAACAUCAAACACGAUCUCAUGAACUUUUCCCCGCUAAAAUUCUUUUUUAAUUCAAGUCCAAUAAAAAAUGAGAGGUGAAAUAUUUCUUGGGUCAUAAACACGAUGUGUUAGAUAUAGUUAUGAGUUUUGUGUGUUACAGUAUUGUGGGUGGUUUUGAAGGCACUUUCUGUUGCGGUUUAGCCUACACUUACACGCUCAAAUUGCUUUGAACUUAUUGAUAAAUGUGACCAAAUUCUAAUCAUUGUUACCAAUUUCUUUUUAGGCCAGACUCAGAAAUCUGUUAAUGGGCAAGGUUUUGUCAAUUAAAAACCCGAAUGAUUAAUAGACUCAAACAAAUUGCUCAAAGUUUAUUGAUAAAGUGACCAAAUUCUAAUCAUUGUUACCAAUUUCUUUUUAGGCCAGACUCAAAACUCUGUUAAUGGACUAGGUUAUGUCAAUUAUAAACCUGAAUGAUUAAUAGACUCAGAAGAGGAAAUUCGAUUCCUGCUUUCACCAUAAAAACUUCUCUUCUCGUGCCCCCCUGCAAAGACCUAUAACCGUGCCUGGUCUUCAGUAUUAACCGUACACGUAGUUGAAAGAAGCGUUACCGACAAUAACAUUGAUCACAGCUUUAAUACCUAAUGUUGUCUAUCAAUAAACCUAUAUAUAUAUAAUUUAAAUUUAUUUUUGUUUUGCAGUUAUCACUUGCACUGACCAAAUAAGAGAUCUUGUGUGCA